Suillus paluster is the source of this 1752-nucleotide messenger RNA. RefSeq names its product cytochrome P450. The coding region runs from base 77 to 1636 and encodes 519 amino acids. Gene Ontology annotation, molecular function: heme binding; oxidoreductase activity, acting on paired donors, with incorporation or reduction of molecular oxygen; monooxygenase activity. Lineage: Eukaryota; Fungi; Basidiomycota; Agaricomycetes; Boletales; Suillaceae. The record is from RefSeq and is a predicted model, not a curated record. The transcript is spliced from 12 exons.
CCGCAGUCGUCAAUAUUAAGACCCUUCUCAACUCCGCCACUGCAGCCCUCACUCCCCAGUAUUAGUCCAUCUUCCUAUGUCGGACCGCGUCACGGGUGGGCUUGAAGCACUUCUUGCCGCCUUUGCCAUCGGUUUUGCGCUCAAAAUUUAUUUUGCCAAACCGAAAGCGCCUCACGAUGUUCGAUAUCCACCGGGUCCGACUCCGCUUCCAAUCCUAGGCAAUGCACUGGCAGUCGAUGUGAAUACCCCUUGGCUUACCUACAAGGCAUGGGGCAGCAAAUACGGCGACAUCGUAUAUAGCCGGCUAUUUGGUCAAGAUAACAUCGUUAUCAACUCUGAGAAAAUUGCAAGAGACCUCCUCGAACAUAGGUCACAUAACUACUCUGACCGACCAGAGAUCGCAACCAAUGAACUAUUUGGCGUCGACUUCAAUACCGCAUUCAUGCGAUACGGUGGCAGAUGGCGGCUUCAGCGGAAAUUUCUUCACCAGUCCUUCCGGGAAGAUGUAGUAGACAAUUUUCGGCCCAUGCAAGUAACAAAAAGUCAUGAACUCGUAUUGAACCUCCUGGAGUAUCCUUUGGACUACCCGAAACAUUUUGAUGCGCAUUCAGGUUCGGUUAUCAUGUCUGCUGUGUACUCAUACGAUGCAGCACGCCGGAAUGACCACAUGGUUGGGCGUGCAGCCUUGGCUCUGGAUAUCAUACUGAAAGAGAUGAGACCAGAGGUAGCUGCCGUCUUCACUGCUUUUCCAUUUCUUCUUUGCCUUCCCUCUUGGCUCCCUGGCAUGCGCCUCAAGAGAGUUUCACCUUUAGCCAGGCAAUUAGCCAUAGAAAACUUGGAAAACCCAUUUGCGCAUACGGAGCGUGGUCUGGCUGCGGGAUCCAUCUCUUCUUGCAUGGUCGCUGACCAUUUACUGGAACUCGACGACAGUGACGGUGAUUCAGCCUGGCAGAAGAAAGCGAUAAAGGAAUCUGCGUCGACCGCUUUUGGGGCUGGCACUGAGACAACAGCGUCUGUUAUGAUGAACUUCAUCCUUGUGAUGAUUCUUCACCCACACAUACAAGAGAAAGCGCACGAUCUUGUUAAGAGCGUGGUUGGCACGAAGCGACUGCCGACGUUCCAGGAUCGUGCAUCCUUACCCUACGUUGACGCCAUUUUACGCGAGUGCCUGCGGUGGCACCCAGUGCUUCCUCUUUCAAUCAUGCAUGCUGCUGUCGAAAGCGACGUUUGCGAAGGUUAUUACAUACCCAAAGGUGCUAUAAUCACUCCAAAUGUUUGGGCGAUGUGCCACAACGAAGAGAAAUACCCCAAUGCGUCUGAAUUCAAUCCUGACCGUUUCCUGAACCCAGACGGUACUCUGACAGACGAUACUGUAAGCGUCGUAUGGGGAUUUGGACGACGGAUAUGCCCUGGUCGUCAUCUCGCCGAAGCUUCUUUAUGGUCUGCCAUGGUCUGCUUGCUUGCAGUUUUCAAAUUUUCCAAGGCCAAAGAUGAGACUGGCAGCGAGAUCGAGAUCGAGCCGCGGUGGCAUGGGGGGAUUACUGUGCGGCCUAUGCCAUUUCCUUGCAGUAUCACUCCGCGAAAUGCAGACAUGGAUAUCACGGCCUUGCAGCAUUUGAUUAGUGUAUCUGUUUAGAUUGGUCUGUUCUGCUGCCCGAACCUUGUACAACAUUAUCUACGCUGUCUUGAGGAUGUACAUAUCACAGCCUGACCCGAUAUAACACAAGUAUAGUAAAAACGCUUGCCGUGCAA